AUGUCAGUCAGCUCAACAUCCACAACCAUGAUUCGACGCGCGCUUUCCAGCGCCCGGGUCUCAAACUCUUUCUCCAAGUCCAUCAGACCCGCCGUCUUCAGUCCCUGCAGGAACGUAUCGAGCGCUGCUCGCCUGCCCACCAUCACAGCCUCAGAGACUCGCCGCCGGCCAACACUAAGACCAAACCAGCAGCCCGUGGCCGCGACCGGUGUGAAUGGACCUUCGCCGACGAGCAAGCGCACAAUCUUCAUUCAGACCGAAAACACUCCCAACCCUGAUGCCUUGAAAUUCAUUCCCAACCACGCCGUCCUUCCUGAGGACUUCCCCACCACCUUCCUUGAAUACCUAACCCCCCGCUCCACUCUCGCCCCUCCAUACCCAUCUCCCCUGGCUGCAAAGCUCCUGGACGUUGACGGCGUCACCUCUGUUUUCUACGGAUCAGACUUUAUUACCGUCACUAAGGCUGGUGACGCGAACUGGGCGCACAUCAAGCCUGAGGUUUUCAGCCUGAUCACACAGACCGUUACCUCGGGGGAGACCAUUGUGUCAGUCGUUGAGGGCACCGGUGAAGCGGGUCAAGAGGUCGAGGAGGAUUCGCUCGCCUACAAUGAAGACGAUGAUGAGGUUGUCAGCAUGAUUAAGGAGCUUCUGGAGACGCGGAUCCGUCCUGCCAUCCAGGAAGAUGGAGGCGACAUUGAGUUGCGUGGGUUCGAGAACGGCAUUGUCAUGUUGAAGCUGCGUGGAGCGUGCCGCACUUGUGAUUCGAGCACGGUCACGUUGAAGAAUGGCAUUGAGUCUAUGCUGAUGCAUUACAUCGAGGAGGUCAAGGGUGUGGAGCAAGUUCAGGAUCAGGAGGAGAUUAUCUCCAUGCAUGAGUUUGCCAAGUUUGAGGAGAAGCUGCGACAGCAGAAGGGUGCGGGAGCUACGGCCUCUGCUCCUUUGGACUCUGCCCCGUAA
This is a messenger RNA of Penicillium longicatenatum, 957 nucleotides long. Its product is annotated as NifU family protein. Bases 1 to 957 code for a protein of 318 amino acids. Lineage: Eukaryota; Fungi; Ascomycota; Eurotiomycetes; Eurotiales; Aspergillaceae. Gene Ontology annotation, molecular function: iron-sulfur cluster binding; iron ion binding. Gene Ontology annotation, cellular component: mitochondrion. The record is from RefSeq and is a predicted model, not a curated record. Gene Ontology annotation, biological process: iron-sulfur cluster assembly. The transcript has 3 exons.